Cucurbita pepo subsp. pepo (vegetable marrow) is the source of this 899-nucleotide messenger RNA. RefSeq names its product ROTUNDIFOLIA like 14 (gene RTFL14). NCBI's taxonomy places the organism in Eukaryota, Viridiplantae, Streptophyta, Magnoliopsida, Cucurbitales, Cucurbitaceae. The record is from RefSeq and is a predicted model, not a curated record. Gene Ontology annotation, biological process: negative regulation of cell population proliferation.
UUAUCUGGUGGACUCUAGAAUUCGCGAAACAGUAGAUGUGAAUAAGUUAUACAAGUGUUGCCCUACAAUGGAGGAAACAGAUGAGGAGUCUAUAUCAGGUGGGCGUAGCAAGGAGACAAGGGGAAUAAGCCUGUUUAUCAUCUCCCUUAGACAGUAGACCAAUCAUGGGCCAACAUCUGUCUCCCACCACAUGUUGUUUCUCACAAAGCUUCACAAUCCUCUCUCUAUAUAAUCACUACCCUCUUAGCUCAUCUCCAGGCCACAAAAACUAAACUUCCAUUGUUUCUCUCUUUUAGUUCUUUUAGUUCUUCUUCUUCUUGUUGUUGUUCUUACAUUCAUCAUGAGGAGUUCAAAGAUCUGGUUAUGGCAACAAUGUUCAAAGCAAAUCAGAGAGCAGAGGGCAAGACUUUAUAUCAUCUGGAGAUGUGCUGUGAUGCUUCUAUGUUGGCAUGAUUAACUACUCAUCCAAAGCCAAAGGUAGAGAUUUAAGAGAAGUCAAAUUGUCUCCAAGGACACCACACUCUAUUACGCUAACUAUAAUAUACAGAGUUGAAGAAGCAUAGAAUGUGUUCGAGUUGUAGACGAGAACAAGUGACACUAUGUACAGUUGAGGAUCGAAUCGUGUCAACUAGGAUUGCAGAGAAAUGUUCUUUUAUUUCACUGUGUGAAAUACUACGUUCUAUACUCCUUCCAUAGAAACAGAGAUCAAUUAUGCUGUGAAUCCUUCUGUUCUAUCCUACCCAUUCUUGUGGGGAUCCAUAACAACAAACAAGAGUUCAUUAUAAUCACGAUUUGGCCACUAAAAGGGUGGUUGUAUUGAUGUUCUUUUACUUAAUCAUGGGAUCCCCAUAUAACCUAAUUCAAUCAUAGAUCGUCACAUCAAGGAGUUUGGGAGCCAA